CUCCACACCACAGCCCCAGAGGAAGAGGAAGAUGCAUCUACCAUAAACACUGUUGGAGUGAGGCUUGUUUUCAUAUCAAAUGAAGAGUUCAGUGCGCCUAAACAGAAAGAGGAAGAAUGGGAAAAGUAAUUGACAGAUGAGAAAAACAAAUACAGAGACAUGGGAAAAAUUGGUACUGUUGGACAAAUUCAUUCUUCAGUCCCAGAACAAGGAGAGCCUCCUUUGAAAAAACACAGAGCUCAGAGACCAAACGAACUAGGGGAAGAGUCUGCAAAUGGAGAUAAGAUGCAGCAACCACCAAAAGCAAACUCCACAAGCAUAUCAGACCAUGAAGAGGAUGAUAACGGCACUGCACAGCUUGAAGAAGACAGUGUGGAUCAGAACAAAGCAGCAGAGGUGCAGGGUGUUGGUACGUCUCUGAAGGUGACCAUCCAGCAUAGCAGUGAGAGUCGAGCCUUCAGCACUUCACCUGAAGAGACGGCAGCAGGUGCAGGCCAUGAGGGCGAGAAAGAGAGAAGCAAACACACAGUUAAAUUCACCUGCUACAUUUGCAACGUCACCUGUACUGACCAGCAAGGCUUCCAGUCUCACAUGACGAGUUUAGAUCAUCAGCAGCGUAUGAUGGAAAUCCAGUGUCUGAGCAACACCUGUCUGGCCACACUGUUACCACACACCCAGCAGUCCCUGCAGGGUACAAACAGAGAGAGACGGGUGGGUCAUCAGCGCUGGUGUCCAACCUGCCAGUCUCAUUUUUCUGGUGACCUCAUCGAGCACAGACGAACUAAGAAACACAAGAUGGCAAAAGUAUCCUCGAGACCUUUCUGUACCCUGUGUGAGCGCCACUUUAGGACUCCUCGCAAAUUUGUUGAGCAUAUGAAGUCUCCUGAGCACAAACAGAGGGUUGAGGAGUUAAGAAACGAGGGUGACCCAGAGGUUAUGGAGGAGCUCAUAACAGUGGAUGCUAUUGGCUGCUUUGAAGGGGAAGAUGAUUAUGAGGAGGAUAGAAAUGAAGAAGAGAUUGCAGUGUUUGAGAAGCAUCCUGGUCAUAGGGAUAUGGCUUUAGAAGAGACGACUGAUUAUGAGGCAUAUGAUCCAGACACACAGUAUGGCACUAGUUUUGUGGUCCCUGUCGCUGGUUUCCUCUGUAAGCUGUGUCAUAAAUUCUACCACUUUGAGUCUUCUGCUCGGGAAACUCACUGCAAGUCUCUUAUGCACUUCCAGAACUUACAGAAACACAAUGCUCUGAAAAUGCAGAAGAAGCCACCUCAGGAUGACUGUGAGAGUGAUGUGUCAUGUAGCAGCCUGAUGAGCGACCCUCGGUGCCUGGAGCGCACUGCUUCCUGUGCCAAUGACAGCAGCCAAGCAGAUCUCAACAGACCACACAUCAAUUUCUCAAGAGAGCGCUUACACUCGAGGAAGCUUAAGCCAUCUAAGAGAGCUCACAAAUCCAAGUCUCCACGCUCAAAACACUCUGGAGCUCCACAGAAGCCCGCCGUGGUCAUGAAGCACUUAAUAUAUACUCCACACUGUGGCUCAGGGUCAAGCCGAGAGUCACACUGCCAAGAACUACAGCACACAGAAUCUGUGUCCAGUGAAAAAGAAAAGACAUCCUGUGACCCUGUGCAUUACUCAGAAGAGCAAGAAAAUGUGAGCUCAACACCCACAAACAGUUCGUGUCAUGCAUCACAGUCGAACUCAAAGGAGAACACAAUCAAUUGAGGUUAAAGAGACAGCUGGCAAAGACCGAACAAAAAUAAUCUUCAUGUUGAUAGGAGUUCAUCGAGUGUUUCUGGGAAAGUUGUGAAGAAAACGUGAGAGGAAAUGAUGCUACUUUCAAAAAAU
Molecule: messenger RNA, 1842 nt
Organism: Sinocyclocheilus rhinocerous
Lineage: Eukaryota; Metazoa; Chordata; Actinopteri; Cypriniformes; Cyprinidae
Product: cip1-interacting zinc finger protein-like
Exons: 13
Coding region: 160-1719 (519 amino acids)
Cellular component (GO): nucleus
Molecular function (GO): zinc ion binding; nucleic acid binding
Source: RefSeq, a predicted model, not a curated record